CGUUGCAAAUGCAAAACUUAACAAUUUUUCUCGCCUGGAGUCCACGCUUCGCCUCCUUGGUGUACAGUUUAAUGAGAAUGUGGCCCAAGACAUAAUGACAGGACAGCAUGGGGCUGCAACAAAGCUUUUGUAUGAAUUGUUUAUUGCUUUAGAAAAAAAGCGAAAGACAAAGCUCACUGGAGUAGCCAUGGAAGCAAUGAGACCUUCAGCAACUGCAAAGCUUAAGUCUAUUGAAAGUGUUUUGUAUCGAGAGCGUUUGAAAACUUUAAUGCCACGUCAGGCUGAUUUGCAACUACAGCAGAUUUCAGAACACUUUGAAACAAAAUCUAAGGCAAUAGAAGAUAAAGUGGCUCAUAUACAUAUUGCAGAACAACAGAAGGUUCAGAAGCUCCAAGAGGAACAAAGAGCUCAAGACAUUGAAAAGCACCGCAUGGGAAGAAGGAGACAAAAUGAAAUAAUGGCCAGGAUUCAUGCAGCCAUUAUACAGGUUCCAAAGCCACCAAACAGCAGUAUAAAAGCUAUUGAAGCCAAAUCUUUCUUAAAGAAGAAAAGAGAAGCAGAGAACACAUACAAGGAGAUCAAAAAGUUUGAGAAUGAUAUACAAGAAUCAUUGCAAACACAGAAGCUGCAAGCAACAACCCUAGAAACUACAUCACAGACAGAAACUGCACUGUUAAAUGUUUAUUCAGAUGAUGAAUAUAUAAGAAAAAUUCAAAAACGUUUGGAGGAAGAUUCAUCUGCUAGAGAACAACGAGAAAAGAGACGACGAAAAAUGCUAAUGGAACAGUUAAUAGCACAUGAAGCACAAGAGGAGGCUUACCAGGAGGAACAACUUAUUUACAGACUAACAAGACAAUCUCAACAGGAGCGGAGGAUUGCUGUUCACCUCAUGCAAGUUCGACAUGAAAAAGAGAUGUUAAGGCAAAACAGAAUUUUCAGGGAAAAACAAUAUGAAGAAAGACAACUGAAAGAGUUCCAGGAAGCUCUUAACAGGGAAGCGGCUCUGGCAAAACAAGAAAAAAUUGAUUAUGAAGAACAAAUUAACAAAGAAAGAGAACAUCAUGAGAAAAUUGCUGUUGAAAGAGCUCAGACUCGUUAUAAAAAGCAUUAUUCUAUAUGUUGGGAAGUGAUUAACCAAAUCAUUGAUUUGUCAACAAAAGUAGGAGAAUACCGUAUACUGACAAACAACAAAAUUCCAUUAAAACUGAUGUGUGAUUGGAAGGAAUUUUUUUUCAAAGGAAAACUGAUAUAUGAACAAGCUUCAAGUCAACCUUUGCCAAAUGAACCAAGUCCAGACCAACUUGUAGAGCUGAAUAAAAUGAAUCUGUUAGAUGAAAAAGAUUAUGGUGAAUACAAGGUACUAUCUGUUGGUGCUCUGGUUCAGGAGGCCAUCCAAGCUUUUCUUAAAAAUGAAGUGCAAAUUGAACACAAUGUGAUUCCACAGGAAGCAGAGAGUUCUGGGGAACAAAAUGAG
Messenger RNA from Pterocles gutturalis (yellow-throated sandgrouse), 1474 nucleotides. It is a transcript of the gene SPEF2, whose product is annotated as sperm flagellar 2. The transcript is spliced from 9 exons. The record is from RefSeq and is a predicted model, not a curated record. Gene Ontology annotation, cellular component: sperm midpiece; manchette. Lineage: Eukaryota; Metazoa; Chordata; Aves; Pterocliformes; Pteroclidae. Gene Ontology annotation, biological process: sperm axoneme assembly. The annotation marks the transcript as partial.